Messenger RNA from Drosophila willistoni, 878 nucleotides. RefSeq lists its product as uncharacterized. Lineage: Eukaryota; Metazoa; Arthropoda; Insecta; Diptera; Drosophilidae. Bases 142 to 804 code for a protein of 220 amino acids. The transcript has a single exon. The record is from RefSeq and is a predicted model, not a curated record.
CAAGUUGGCUUUGCUUAAAGGAUUGUCAACUUGUUUGGACAUUAUUUCGAAAAUUAUAUUCCAACAUCUCCAUAUCUAUUGUUCUAAAUUUCUAUAUUGAAUGAAUUUCUUUAGUCCAGCAGUUAAUAAAGUACAUAAAUAAUGUCUAAAAGGUCUAAAAAAGAUCAUGUACCAUCAGAUCCGAACGUUAUGCGAAGAAUACAAGAGGAAAUAGCGCGCAAUACUCAAGAGAUGACCUACAAUUUCUGGCAAGAGUUUGAAUUGGUGCGCAAUAUUCAGCGUCGUCGCUUGUCCCAAGAGCAGGAGAUGCGUGACAGGAUCAACGGUCUGGUUAGAACAAUUGAUGAUGAAAGCAAUCAGCAGGCAGAAGAUAUAAGCCGCUCAAUAAGUGUGAAUGGCAUGACCACGCUUGGCAGUGCGGUGUCAAUAACAGCAACAAGGCCACCGGCCAUAUAUCCGGCAGAAGACUCCGAAGAAAUUCAUAGAGUUAUCACACCGGAAAUAAGACAACAGCUAAGAAACUCCUUGUUGGGCACUGGACCAGCUACCAGUUCACAUCCAGUUGCAACGCGAAUGCAAAUGGCACCACAGCGGCGCGGUAGCGGCAAUCAAAGGCGUCGUUCAAAAGCGGCUGCCAAAGUGGAGACAAGUGUUUUACCCUCACCAGCCUUGUCAUUGAAUAUUCCACAAGCGCCACCCACAUCGAGAGCCACGAUUGUCUCAGCGGGGAAUAGUAGACUUCCGAGCAAUCGAACCACGCCAUAUAUGUCUAAGUAUCAAUUGGCUAAGAAGCCAAAAAAAUAGUUUUACUUCUAUUAAUGCUUUUAAAUGAGUUGGCAAAACAAUAUGACAAAUGAAUUAAACGAAAUUUAUUGAGA